Exophiala mesophila is the source of this 1230-nucleotide messenger RNA. RefSeq lists its product as uncharacterized. Gene Ontology annotation, cellular component: Golgi apparatus. The transcript is spliced from 2 exons. Gene Ontology annotation, biological process: Golgi to plasma membrane protein transport; intracellular protein transport; protein localization to organelle. The coding region runs from base 235 to 1044 and encodes 269 amino acids. The record is from RefSeq and is a predicted model, not a curated record. NCBI's taxonomy places the organism in Eukaryota, Fungi, Ascomycota, Eurotiomycetes, Chaetothyriales, Herpotrichiellaceae. Gene Ontology annotation, molecular function: GTPase activity; GTP binding.
GUCGCCAAUACCGCAUAUACUGAGACCCCCUCAAGAGGGUCUCGUAAAAUUCUUUCGCUUGUGUGAGAACAUGCGCUCUCAUUAAACCGGGACAUCCUCAUAUCUCUUCCUCUGCGAACACGCCUCUCUCGCUCAAGACGAGGCUCCACGUGGCCUUGUCGCGCUCUGAUGUUGGCCGUCUGCUCUUCGCGCCUCCCGGGAGCCAUAUUAUAGAUCUUGAUUCUGUAACACAGCAUGUAUCAUCUUGCACGCUCCUUGUAUCUCUAUGCCACCAGCAAACCAGAAUACUCGAUAAUCCUGCUCGGCCUCGAUAACGCUGGCAAAACCACCCUUUUAUCCCAGAUCAAAGCCCUCUUCAACACCCUUGUCGACCCCGCGGGACAGACUGGAGAUGCCGCGCCAUCGGACACGGCUGGAAACACGGUCCCCACUGUGGGACAAAAUGUCGCGACAAUAGACCUGCCAGACAUGUAUCUUAAAAUCUGGGACGUCGGUGGUCAGAUGAGCCUGCGCAGGCUGUGGACCAGCUACUACAAGAGUGCGCAUGCCAUAGUGUUUGUGGUUGAUAGCACAGACUUGGGCAAUGGAGAUCUUGACGAGGCUCCCCGGACGCCUGGCUGGCAUGGCAGGAGAAAAAGUUUCAUUGGGAAUGGAGGUAGUGGCACCGGUCCAGAUGAAGAGCCUCAGACCCCAUGGACUCCUAUGACGCCUGUAACUCCCGGACUCUUGUUGGCGGGUUUGCCUCAGGGCCGUUUGGACGAGUGUCGAGCGGUAUUGGAAAGCGUGCUCGGGAGCGAAGACACCGCAGGAAUCCCUAUCUUGGUCCUAGCAAAUAAACAGGAUCGCGAAGACUCACUAGAAGUGGUGAGAAUCAAAGAAGGGUUUGUGAGAAAAGUCUUUGAGGGCGAAAAGGGUGUCAUGGUGCGGGACAGUCGUGUGUUGCCUGUCAGCGCUCUUCGUGGUACUGGUGUGAAGGAAGCGGUUGAAUGGGUCAAGAGUCGGGUGGUCUGGAACAAAGAAAGUCGACCUCCGAUCAUGCGUUGAGGUUGAUGACACGGACACUAUGCAAACAGGUAUUUGUCUAUGGUCCUAGGCUUUCAUUGCUUCGACUCAAUGAUCGCCGCACACACACCGUCUUCACAAUCGUCCAGAAAUUAUUAGAUAAGGACUAUAAAGAUCAUUUUCAGCGAAGACAAUUGCAAACAAGAAUCGGUUCCUAAACAUUUUGAA